AUGAAGUCAGAAGACUCUGGUACACGGGCAUCCACCCCCACCAUUACAGAAGAACAAGAUUGGACAGCAAAGGAUUCUGAUGGUCUUUUGUCUUCUGAAGAGAACCAAAGAAGCAGCAAUGAAAGAAACAGACACCAAUUCCGAAGACCUAUUUCAUUACAAAUACAUUUUAUAAUCUUUUCCAUUUAUAUUUGCACUCUGCUUGCCAUGGGCAUUCUCCUCGCCAAGAAUUGGACAUAUUCAAAGAAGCCGUUUCUAUAUUCCCCAGCAAAUGAGGCAGUCGAGUAUUAUGUGGGCGAAUUUUCUGACUCCAACGAUCCGCAUGGUAAAUAUGUUGGCGAGCCGCGGCCAUCGCUGGAAAAGGCAUGGGAAGAUCUAUUAGGACCCAUGAAUGUGCGAUUAUCACUGGAUGAUGUUCGCGCAUUCGGUCGCGAAGCAACUGCCGUCGGCAUGUCUGAUGGCAGCGGUUAUCUUGGAACAUUAAAUGUGUAUCACGAAUUGCAUUGCGUGCGAUGGCUUCAUAAAUACAUUUAUCAGGACGAAUAUUGGCCAGGAAUUGAUGACGAGCAACGAGCGAAGAACAAAUACCACAGCAAUCACUGCCUCAACACGCUCAAGAGCUUUGCAAUGUGCCACGCAGAUGUUGGACUCGUCAUCUACAGCUGGCAACAAGACAGACUCAAACCCGGUGCAAACGGCACUGGCCAUACCUGUGCAAACUGGGAAAAAGUUGCCCAAUGGACGCGAGAACGCACGGUCGACAUGUAUCAGCCCGGUCUGAUUGUUCAUCCUUCACUAGGACCCGCGUACCCGGCUGGGAACGAGGAUACGGAACAUAUUCAUGGUGCGCUGCAUGAACAUGGUAGCAAAUAA
[Torrubiella] hemipterigena is the source of this 873-nucleotide messenger RNA. NCBI's taxonomy places the organism in Eukaryota, Fungi, Ascomycota, Sordariomycetes, Hypocreales, Clavicipitaceae. The record is from the annotation of a GenBank genome assembly.